This is a messenger RNA of Delphinapterus leucas (beluga whale), 4797 nucleotides long. It is a transcript of the gene ANKRD10, whose product is annotated as ankyrin repeat domain 10. Lineage: Eukaryota; Metazoa; Chordata; Mammalia; Artiodactyla; Monodontidae. Gene Ontology annotation, cellular component: nucleus. Gene Ontology annotation, molecular function: protein binding. The record is from RefSeq and is a predicted model, not a curated record.
AGACGCGGUCCGCGGGGCGGCGCGCGAGAGUCCGGAACCUCUCUGAGGAAAACCUCUGUGAGGAAGGCCGCGGGGCCUCCUGACGCCCCUCCGACGGGGACGCCCGGGCGGGAGACCGCCGCGGCCCGAAGGUCGCGUUGGAGGGUUUCCGUGGUCAGCCCGUCGGCGCCCCCCGACGGCUGGGUCGGGGCAAGGUGACGCUCGGACCGAGUUGCUGGGGGCUUCCGUGUGGAAUGUCGUCCGUGCGCUGGGGACUCGGCUCGCCCGGCUUAGGCAAACCUGUGGUGUUUGAAGUGUCACGAGAUUGGAAGGGCAGCGUGCUGCUCUGAAUUGUGGAGAGCUGCGGCAGCGUUUUCCUCGUCCGUGCGGUAAAGGGGGUUAUUCGCUGGGAGCGGUGGCCGCAGAGGGAGGUGCACGGUGCUGUUGUCCAGGGUGGCUUUCGUGACGAAGACGUGGAGACCCCCGUUCGGGGCCUUCGGAAGACGUUUUCGCCCUGACAGGAUGGGGUUGGGUUGAAGUCAGGAAACGCUUUUGCGGAGACACAGGCAGGAUGAUGGUGAAACGUGUUCCCGUCUUGGGGUGAAAAGGUUGUGUUGUGGUUAGCUACCUUUCUGCACCUGACGCGGCCGCUUCGCUUUGCUCGAGGUGCGGCGACGCAGGGGCUGAGCGCGCUCGCAAAGUGAAGCCAGGUUUACGUUAGCGAAGGGAGUGAGAGGGAGUCGUGACGGCAGCGGUGAGAGGCCGGCCGCCUGCGCCCUCGGCCGGGGCUGGGCGACAGCCCGCGGCGCCCGCAGCGCUGCUCCCCUCGGGCACCCGGCGCCGAGAGCGAGCGCCCUCCUUGCCGCCCUUCGCCCUCUGCCCUUGAACGCAGGCUUCCCCAGGCCGAGGGGUGGUCUCCCCGCCGAGGGCGCCUUGUGCACUUUUACAGUAAGCUGCAGGUAACGCUCAAAGCGUUGCUUCCCGGCAUCGCUUGUGCCUUUGUGUCUUGGGGACAGGCGCCCUCGUAAGAGGCAGAGGCACGGCUUUCUGGGAGACGGCUCCCCUCGGGAUUCCGAUCCUCCCAACCCUGGUUGAGAAGGACGCCCAGUAGGACCAUCCGCUACGUCCUGUGAAAUGCGUCGGCCUCGUGACAAGUGGUUACUUAGACUGUCUCCCAGUCCGAGGCUGCUUCGGGCAUCUCCGGGGAUUAACAGUAGCCGAGAGCGCUUAGAGCGGUCGAUUCACGCCUGUGUAUUUUACGGUAAGAACUCACGGAGUCUCUGCUUCCGUAGAAGGCGAGCGGUAGGUGAACCCCGGAGACCAGAAGCUGCAACCAGAGGCAUUUACUUCAGGGUGUUCAGUUGUCGUUAACCACAGUGAGCGGAGAGUCUUGGAUACAGAAGGGGCCGCAGAAAGUGUCGUUCGGUCUGUGCGAAAAGGCUGUUCGGGCCGCACUCCUGAGCGAAGGCUCCGGGUCCUGUGCCCCUGCGCCCUGCCCACAGCUUCCCUCCGCUUGUGGGCCUGGACGCGCUCGCUCUGCUCAGCCUGGGCGACAGCCAGCCGAGCGAGCGUUCCGCGCGCUGUGAACCCCUCCCAGCCCUCAGGCCGCGUUCCUAGCGACGUGCCAGCUCUGCACGAGGGUCCUCACCUCCUUAUGAGGCUUGCUCGCUCCCGGAGGACUGAACGUUAUUCAGGAACCCUGAUCACGCCUUGCCUUUACAAGCUGUCGCGCUGAACGGUAUCUGUACAGAAUUCCAAACCGGGUUUUCCACAUCCAACCCACAGCUGGAGUGCUUGAUGCACUUAGUGAGAGCCGGAGCCACGCUGGACGUCUCCACCACCCGUUACGCACAGACCCCAGCCCACAUCGCCGCUUUUGGGGGACAUCCUCAGUGCCUCGUCUGGUUGAUCCAAGCGGGAGCCAGCAUUAACAAACCGGACUGUGAGGGCGAGACUCCUAUUCACAAGGCGGCUCGCUCUGGGAGCCUGGACUGCAUUAGUGCCCUGGUGGCUAACGGGGCUCAUGCCGACCUGAGAAAUGCCAGUGGCCUGACGGCAGCAGACAUUGCUCAAACCCAGGGUUUCCAAGAGUGUACCCAGUUUCUCUUGAACCUCCAGAGUUGUCAUCUGAAUCCUUUCUAUAACGGUGGCCCCUUCAAUGGGGGCCAUCCGAAUGUAUUUCCUAAUCACAUUAGUGUGGGAACAAAUCGCAAGAGAUGCUUGGAAGAUUCGGAACCCUUUGGAGUAAAGAAAGCUAGAACCACAGCUCAAAGCUCGGAUGACCCCAUGCCGCUCCUGAAUGGCGAGGCGGAAGACGAUGCUGACAGCAUGCACGUCGAUAGAGAGUUUGUAACAGAUACGAAAAACAGUAGCUCCGUAUCGAAUACACUGACAAAUGGAUGUCUCAUCAAUGGACAUUUGGACUUCCCCUCCACGACACAGCUCAGUGGGAUGGAGAGCAGGAGUGACCAGUGCUUGACAGGACCUAAUGGAAUUGGCGGUGGACUAGUUCCAGGACCGCCGUUUCCGAGUAGCCAGGGUUCUCCCUGUGUUAAUGGGACUGAAGAGCCAGAAAAGGGCACGAGCGUUAACCCCGAGAUGUGCGGCUCUCUGCACCUGAACGGGAGUCCAAGUAGCUGCAUAGCCAGCAGGCCUUCCUGGGUGGAAGAUAUCGGGGAGAACCUGCACUACGGACACUACCACGGGUUCGGAGACACUGCCGAAAGCAUCCCUGAGCUGAGCAGUGUGAUAGAGCCCUCCAACUCCGUGAAGCUGGAGGAGGGGCACGACAGCGCCGUCCUGGGCACCACGCACCUGUUCCACGGCUCUUAGGGCCGAGGCCGCCCCCUUGGACACAUGAGGCCUCCUGCUAACCAACUCCGAAUGCUGGUGUAGCAUCAACCUGAAGGAAUGCCACAACUUGUACUAUUUUCUUUUACUUCAGCUUUCUGAGAAAGUGCACUCUUUCCUUACUCGGCAGGUUCUCGUCGAGUCCUAGCAUGAGCACAGGUAGGCUUAUUUAGCGCACACGUGUCUCUCCGUGGGACAGUGGGGGCCUCUCUCAGGGUGCACUUUUGAAAUUUAAUUUUUCUGCUGCCGAUCUCAAUAUUUUCUUUUGAAUACCAUCGCCGUAAAUUGCCACUUUUCCUUCCGUCAAAUUAAAUCGUAUCUGAUCAGGACAGAUUGCAGACAGUGAAUGAGGUGCCUGGUAAUUUACCCCUUUGCACGUGGGCAUCAUUUUGAAGAGCUUGCUUUUACUCUUUCCAGUAGAAUUUUUGACAGAAGACAACUCUUUCCCUAUGCAAGGUACAGCCUUACAAAGAUUUCUUGCAGUGAUUUGUAUGAAGAAAAGAACGUUUGUCUUUUGCAAGGUACAGCCUUACAAAGAUUUCUUGCAGUGAUUUGUAUGAAGAAAAGAACGUUUGUCUAUUUCAAAGUCUUUUCCAAAGUCUUUUCAUUGAUAACUUUGCUACGUGCCGUGUGGUGAAGGUCUUACUUGUAGGCACACGUAUUGGUUUGGGGACAUGAGUGGUCCCUUCUUUAAUGGUGUCGCUCACUGCCCUGGAUUUCACUGAAAGCACCUGCAGCCUGCGACUGGCUUCUGAUUUGAUGUGUUUUUAUUCCACAUUUCCUACUUGGACUCUAGGAUUUUCGCCACAGAUAAUGGUUUCCCCUAUAUGUAGUGGAAGUUACUCUUUGUAGGGGACUGUCAGGUCAAAAUAUUUAACUGACUCUUUUGACAUAUAUUUUCUUUUUUCCUUGUUUUUGUUCUUUGGGGUUUUCUGCUUUAAAAUAUAUACCACCAUGUAUAUCCAGUUCACUGAGGGGUUUGACUCUCUCUUAAGCUGCAUUAAGUUUAUGGUUUUAUAGAAAUUAGCUUUUGUUUAGGCAACUAGUGGUUACACUGUGCAAAUAUUGUCAUGAAUUUUUACUUUUCUGAUUUUUGUAAUAAAAAUUGGUGAAGAUAGAGGAUGUGUCAGAUGAACAAAACCAAUGUUCUCAGAGUGUUACUAACAUUUUGUUUUUAAAUUGUCCUUUACACAUGGAAUAAACAAACGCUCACGCCCGAUGUGUCUCUGGGUAUGCUUCCCUGCGUGAGGGUGGUCCGUGGGAGGAACUGGAGGGGUCGACUUCUACUGCUGCCUUUCAUUUUGCUCGUAAGAUUCCAUCUACUCUUCCUGAUCCUCCCAUGUAGUCCUUUUCACGGCUUUUGGUUCGUUCACAUGCUCUAAUUUUAUGAACACUCUCCCUGGAUCUCUCUUGGGGGUAGGGGGAGGUGUAAAUUGCGGUCAGCUAACAGUAUUGUCCCUGCAUGCUUAUUUUCAUAAAAGACCACAACCAUAGUUUCCUAAACUUCUUUGGGCCGGCACGUAGUAAUAAAUGUAAGCCUUUUAAGUAUAUAAAUUAGAGUUAAUAACGGCAACAGAACAGCCAUUCUGGCAUGCCUAGUAUGUUAUUUAAAACGUUUAUCUUUGUACGUGAUGGAAAAACCUGCUAGACCAAGUGAAGGAGCACGAGCCUACGAGCCUUUGGAAUUGUCACAAAAAUUACUCUGUGCUGAGAGCAGAAGUCAGAACAUCCGCCAUGUCACCCCCGCCUUCUCCCGUGCAGGGUCAGUCAUCACGCCCGGAUGCAGGUGACCUCGGAAACCUUUUUAAGGGACUGAUCAUGAAGCCACCCAAGUGGCUGAGUUUCAAGACAGAGGAAACCUAAUGCCGUUCCCUCAUUCCCUGCGUGGACUGUAUUUGAAGGUAUCUCAAAGGCUUCAUGGUGAACUAAUAUUUGCUGGAAAACAUUAAAUGAAUCUCUUAAAAUACG